Molecule: messenger RNA, 1272 nt
Organism: Symbiodinium sp. CCMP2456
Lineage: Eukaryota; Dinophyceae; Suessiales; Symbiodiniaceae
Source: the annotation of a GenBank genome assembly
AUGCUUGGACGGCCCUUCUGCUCUAUCCAGGUGGGAGGCAGACCAAAUCCGAUACGUGCCGCUUGGCUUGUCGCUGACCCAUCUCUUGGCCUUGGUGCCCGGCAGCUCGUCGUCCCAGCUCGAGAAUUCAAGGCGAUUUUGGAGGAUGUAGGCGAGACAUCGAAGGCUUACGCAGGAAACCCUUUGGCACAACUUUCCCCCCAACGUCGAGGCCAUGUCCUGAAGGAUGUAGUUCGGCAGGUGCUGAGUCAAAAGCAUCCGGACAUGGAAGUCAAAGAUCCUGUUUCUCGCGUUGGCACCCGUGGAAAACUGCUACGGCCAGAUCAAGCCGAAUAUGACUUCAGCAUAGGCGGCAGACGAGUCGAAUGCAAGAGCUCACAGAUAUGCUGGUUUCGGGCCGAGCAACGGUGGAAAGCUCAGUUUUGCGGAAUCAAAUUAGGACAAAAUCAGUUUGAUGAUUUGUGUUUGGCUUUAUUUACGCCGAGCAGAGUCUGGGUCGUGCUGCAUGAUCUCCGCACCUACAUGUACCGGAAUGGGCAACACACGGCCGAAAGAGGAUGGACCGUUAUUGUAUGCGGCGGCAAGCACCAGACGAAUUGGAGAGAUGCCAUGGCUGCAAUGUCAACGAAGCUGUUCAAUGCAGCCAGCAACUGCCGACGAGUCGCAGAUCUGGAGGUUAACUGCCCCGAGAUGUCAAUAGCUUUGUCACACGCAUCGCGGUCACAAUCAAAGGUCCUGCAAGACAAGUUCUACAAGAAGUUUCCACUUCAGAAUGCAAGCCCGACCAUUCGGGGUUUGCGAAUAGAGGCGAUCGCUUUUGAACUCGAUAAGCGGUUGCAUCCCGAAGCCUGGUUCCUCCGAAGUGCAGCUGACAAAGCCGGAGCCAGCAGGAGCCUGCGAGGCCUGCACGCGACUAGCGCGGAUUGGCUCAGGAAUGGUACCCGCAUUGAAGUCAAGCAUGGCAUACUCCAGUUCAAGGAGCAGCACUGUGUUUGGACCUGCUGUUUUAGAGGAAUAAGGUCGACUUCCACGCUGCAUGGCGAUGUACCGCAUUUCGAUGAGCUUUGGCUUGUUGUUCUCAGCCCUCGAGGUUUGCAUUUCUUCAGAGACGAUGGAGCCCUCGGCAUAGCCAAAGCAAACCACCAGUAUUCGGGAGGCCGCAUUACAGUAUGUGGGCCAUGCAAUGAACCGGAUCCCCAUGUGGCCUUGGAGCGCAUCCUUCAGAACUUGAACUGCAGAGGCUGCACACUGCUAGCAACGGUUCCCUUCUAG